Molecule: messenger RNA, 683 nt
Organism: Diuraphis noxia (Russian wheat aphid)
Lineage: Eukaryota; Metazoa; Arthropoda; Insecta; Hemiptera; Aphididae
Product: putative odorant-binding protein A10
Source: RefSeq, a predicted model, not a curated record
CAUCUACCUUCACCAGUGUUAUUACUACCGAUAACCGUGAUACAUUGUAUUGACAUAAUAUAUUAAUAUAAUUAAAGUCGAACGCGCAAAUAUUACGCUAUGGCCAGAUCGUCAUCAAAUAUCACCAUGAAAGUAUUCGUAAUCGCCAUAUCUGUGUGCGCCGCCCUCGCUCGUCCGGACGACACGAAAGUGGAAAUCAAACCGGCUGUGUUCAAAUCGGAGACUUUAGCCUCACCACUUCCGAUGACCAUAGUGAAACGAGCUACUCCUCAGGUCGUCUCGACUCAGCAAGAUUCGUCGCUUCCAAAUGUCAGUGAGGACGUCCUCGAAAAGGCGCUUAGUGACAGGAGGUUCGUGCUAAGGCAACUCAAGUGUGCUACUGGCGAAGGACCUUGCGAUCCCAUUGGCCGAAAAAUUAAAGCUCAUGCACCGCUAGUAUUGAGAGGAAUGUGCGUCAAGUGCUCGCAGUCGGAAAUCAAACAGAUCCAACGCGUUAUGUCACAUAUACAGAAGAAUUAUCCCAAGGAGUACACUAAGAUGCUGAAACAGUACCAAAGCGGAAUCUAAUCACGUCGUGGCAUCCAUGCACAAUAUUCCUGUUCAUGACCACCAUCGCGGCCGUUUUUGGCAUAAUUUAUAAUAGCGUUAUAAUAAAAUAUUACACAUAUAAAACUAUACAAUAC